AUCAUCUUCAUCAUGCCUGAACCAGCGAAGUCUGCUCCUAAGAAGGGCUCCAAGAAGGCCGUCACUAAGACCGCCGCUAAAGGAGGAAAGAAGCGCAGAAAGACCAGGAAGGAGAGCUACGCUAUCUACGUGUACAAAGUGCUGAAGCAGGUUCAUCCUGACACCGGGAUCUCUUCUAAGGCGAUGGGGAUCAUGAACUCUUUCGUCAACGACAUCUUCGAGCGCAUCGCCGGUGAAUCGUCUCGUCUCGCUCACUACAACAAGCGCUCCACCAUCACAUCGAGAGAGAUCCAGACCGCCGUGCGUCUGCUGCUGCCCGGAGAGCUGGCAAAACACGCCGUGUCUGAGGGCACCAAGGCCGUCACCAAGUACACCAGCUCCAAGUAGAGCUCCGCUCCAGUCCCGAGACUCAAAGGCUCUUUUAAGAGCCACCCAUCUUAUCACUUAAAGAGUUUUUGUAGUUUUUAACCGUCUCAGUUGAUGCAAUAUUUCUACUCAAAUUCAAUGUUCUUUUGAAAUUUGCCCCUGACCAGAGAUUUUUAUCCCCCGCUUUUUUUUGUCAGUGAAAGAUAGUGUUUGUUUGCUCUGAAGUACAGUCAUGUUUGUUUUCUAAGGAUUAUGAUUUCCAGCCUAACUGACAACUGUGAAUUAGGUCAGCAUGCAAGACUGAUACAAAGUCUUAAUCAGCACUAUGAUCUGUAAAGAAAUGGUUCAUGUGGCUUCAGUGUAAAAUGUUUUCUAAGCAUAAUCCUUUACAGCAUGGAGUUGCCAUGUGACAAUUUUUAAUUGUCUUGUCAUUCUGGGGAAAAAGAGGGCAAAAAAAAAAACAUUCUGCCAAGGGUCACUGACCAUGUUAUGAACAAAAUCUUUGCUCUUAUUAUUGUUGCUGCUGUUGUUUUUGUUUUACUGUUAGAAGUCACAAGAUAUUUAUUUUACCAGGUUAAAUGUUGAUUAGCAGUGUUGGGAAGUAACUGGUUACAUGUAACUAAAUGAUAUAAUUAUAAAAUGCAGUUGUAAUCAGUUAAAGUUACUGAGAAAAAAAUGUGUAACUAAAUUAGUUACUUUUAAAUUAGUUAGCAUAUGAAAAUGUUAAUGAUUACAAAGAGGGUUAGAUCUGAUUUAUCUUUUCAACCACAUACCGAUUUAAUUACUUUGUGUCAUAAAUUGCAGUGACUGCUUUAAUAUAAGGGACACCAAUGUUUCAGGAGUUUAGGACACAUGUUUAUUUGAUAACUAUUAUUUCCUAUUUGGGUUUAUGUAGUCUGUUUUUUUUUUUUAAGAUUUUGUUUUCCAAGUCAUCGUUAGAUGCCAGUGUUUCCGGUCAUAUCUAUGCAAAUAUUUGAUUUAGAAGAAAAAAGUGUCAUUGCUAUUCAAAUAUUUCUCAUGUUUUAAAUAUGUAUUUAACCUCAGAAUGAUCUCAAAGAGGUGCUAAAGUCUGAUUUUGUGGUGACUAUCCCUUAAUUAAGAUUAUAAUAAUUUAAAUUUAAACACAAACGAUUUUGAAAGUGACAGUAAUCAGUGUUGAGUUCUGCUGUAAGGUUAACUCUGCCUGCUUUAAAUGUUUCAAAAUGAUUAACAGUUGAAAACAUUAGAAAUUUAGAAAAGUAAUUGAUAGUUACACUACUUAUUACAUUUUAGGGUAACUUGUAAUCUGUAACCUAUUACAUUUCUAAAGUAACCUUCCCAACACUGAUUAUCACUCAAACCUCUUUACCUGAACCUCUGUCAGUUGCCAUGUUUGUAGUUUUUUUUUUUUUUAAUGCAUUUAUUUUGUGUUUGUAGUUUUGAACCAGAUCCUUUGCCAAAGAGCAAUGGAUUGAGGACAAUAUUAACCAUUUGAGUGUGCACGGAUCCACACUUCAAAAAUCGACCUGUAAUAGACUUUUGGCAUACUCUUCUCAACAUACUAUGCUUUGGGACACACUUAUUCUAAUCUCACAUACUAUUUAGGAUGGAUAGUAUGAACAUGCAGGGUGUGACAGUGAUAAUCUCAGGUAAUGAUUAUAUACUUUAUUCAAAGUUACAAGUGUCUAAUGUGAGUCUGAAUAUUAUUUUGCAUGAGAUAUUAA
This is a messenger RNA of Onychostoma macrolepis, 2069 nucleotides long. RefSeq names its product histone H2B-like. Lineage: Eukaryota; Metazoa; Chordata; Actinopteri; Cypriniformes; Cyprinidae. The coding region runs from base 13 to 387 and encodes 124 amino acids. Gene Ontology annotation, cellular component: nucleosome. The record is from RefSeq and is a predicted model, not a curated record. The transcript has a single exon. Gene Ontology annotation, molecular function: DNA binding; structural constituent of chromatin; protein heterodimerization activity.